Pseudophryne corroboree (corroboree frog) is the source of this 6545-nucleotide messenger RNA. Its product is annotated as gastrula zinc finger protein XlCGF26.1-like. Bases 422 to 2164 code for a protein of 580 amino acids. Gene Ontology annotation, molecular function: DNA-binding transcription factor activity, RNA polymerase II-specific. Gene Ontology annotation, biological process: regulation of transcription by RNA polymerase II. NCBI's taxonomy places the organism in Eukaryota, Metazoa, Chordata, Amphibia, Anura, Myobatrachidae. The transcript is spliced from 3 exons. Gene Ontology annotation, cellular component: nucleus. The record is from RefSeq and is a predicted model, not a curated record.
ACUUGUCCUGUCCUUUGCGCAAUAAGGCGGCGGCCAUUUUCUUGUAUACCAGGCCGGCCCGGCACCGCAGGAAGUUUUGCGUGUAGUUUUGGUGCGGCCUGCGGCCAUUUCGUUCUGGGCUGAACUUUAUCACUCCCGUUAUAAAGCAGAAGCUGAGACAAGCAGACGGUUGCAGCUCUUUUUUUGAGGUAGAAGAUAAAGACGGAGAGGAAGACACCUAUGUGAGGGGUUGAUCAGCAGUGCAAGGAGGAGGAAAUCCCUACAGAUAUCAGCACAGAAGAAAUAUAUCGCAAGAAUAUCUAAUUUAAUCUCCAGACUCUGAAAUAAAUUCACCAGACGAGAUUCUCCAGAAGAAAUCCCUGUCGCUUUAAGUAGCCAUCCAGCUCUCCAGCAUACAGUUAUAUCAUCUGAACCUUCUGACAUGUCAUGUUCUCCUGAUAACGCCGAUAUCGGCACAGGUCUUGGAGUAGAUUGUUUAUUUCCCAAUAAUAGGGAAGCCACGUGUUCUACACAGAGCACAAAGGUUAUUGGCCAUCAACCAGCUAAUAGAAGCAAGAAGUCAUUAUCGUGUUCUGAGUGUGAAAAAUGUUUUACAACCAAAUCCAUUCUUGUGGCACAUCAAAGAAUUCACACAGGUGUGAUGCCAUUUUCAUGUUCCGAGUGUGAGAAAGGAUUUAGAGACAAAUCAACUCUUGUUAUACAUAAGAGAACUCACACAGGUGAGAAACCAUAUUCAUGUACUGAGUGUGGGAAAUGUUUUACACAGAAAUCACUUCUUGUUGUACAUGAGAGAAAUCACACAGGUGAGAAGCCAUUUCGAUGCUCUGAGUGUGGAAUAUGUUUUACUGCCAAGUCAGUUCUUCUUAAACAUCAAACAGUUCACACAGGUGAGAAGCCAUUUUCAUGUGCCGAGUGUGGUAAAUGUUUUAGAGACAAAGCAGAGCUUGUUAAACAUGAGAGAACUCACACGGGUGAGAAGCCAUUUUCAUGCUCUGAGUGUAGGAAAUGUUUUACACAGAAAGCACAUCUUGCUAUACAUAUGAGAAGUCAUACAGGUGAGAGGCCAUUUUCAUGCUCUGAGUGCGGGAAACGUUUUAACCAUAAAUCACAUCUUGCUGUACAUGAGAGAAAUCACACAGGUCAGCAGCCAUUUUCAUGUUCUGAAUGUGGGAAAAGUUGCAGAGACAAAUCAGCUCUUAUUUUACAUGCAAGACUUCACACAGGUGAGAAGCCAUUUUCAUGUACUGAGUGUGAUAAAUGUUUUAGAGACAAAUCACAUCUUCGUAAACAUGAGAGACUUCACACAGGAGAGAGAGUAUUUUCAUGUUCUGAGUGUGGGAAAAGUGUAAGAGACAAAUCAGAUCUGGAUAGACAUAUGAAAUAUCACACGGGUGAGAAGCCAUUUCCAUGCUCUGAGUGUGGGAAAUGUUUUGCAACAAAAUCAGAAGUUGUUGAACAUCAGAGAAGUCACACAGGUGAGAAGCGAUUUUCAUGUGCUAAGUGUGAGAAAUGUUUUGCAAGGAAAACAGCUCUUGUUAUACAUGAGAGACUUCACACAGGUGAGAGGCCAUUUUCAUGUUCUGAGUGUGAGAAAUGUUUUAGAGACAAAUCACAUCUUCUUGUACAUAAGAGAACUCAUACGGGCGAGAAACCAUUUGCAUGUGCUGAGUGUGGGAAAUGUUUUACAGAGAAAUCAAAACUCACUAAACACAAGAGAAUUCACACAGGUGAAAAGCCAUAUUCAUGUGCCGAGUGUGGGAAAUGUUUUGCAGACAGAACUGUUCUUUGUACACACGAGAGAAUUCACACAGGCGAGAGACCAUUUUCAUGUACCGAAUGUGGGAAAAGUUUUAGACAUAAGUCAGGUCUUAAUGGACAUGAGAGAAUUCACACUGGUGAGAAGCCAUUUUCAUGUGCUGAGUGUGGGAAAUGUUUUUCAGAGAAAAAGACUCUUACUUCACACAAGAGAAGUCACACAGGUGAGAAGCCAUUUCCAUGUGCUGAGUGUGGGAAAUGUUUUACACAAAAAUCAUCGCUUUCUCUACAUGAGAAAAUUCAUACAGGAGAGAAGCCAUUUUCAUGUGCCAAAUGUGGGAAAGGUUUUAGACAGAGAGCUUAUCUUGUUAAACAUGAGAAAAGUCACACAGGUGUGAAGUCGUUAUAAUGCUGAGAGAAGUUAAAUCUUGUGAAACAUUCACACGCAUCUAAACUGGAAACUUUGUUUUGAAAGGGAAAAUAUUUUUAGCUAAAGAGCACAUCUUGGCCCUCAUUCCGAGUUGUUCGCUCGUUAUUUUUUGCUCGCAACGGAGCGAUUAGUCGCUAAUGCGCAUGCGCAAUGUCCGCAGUGCGACUGCGCCAAGUAAAUUUGCUAUGCAUUUAGGUAUUUUACUCACGGCAUUACGAGGUUUUUUCUUCGUUCUGGUGAUCGUAAUGUGAUUGACAGGAAGUGGGUGUUUCUGGGCGGAAACUGGUCGUUUUAUGGGCGUGUGCGAAAAAACGCUACCGUUUCUGGGAAAGACGCGGGAGUGGCUGGAGAAACGGGGGAGUGUCUGGGCGAACGCUGGGUGUGUUUGUGACGUCAAACCAGGAACGACAAGCACUGAACUGAUCGCAGAUGCCGAGUAAGUGUGGAGCUACUCAGAAACCGCUAAGAAGUGUCUAUUCACAAUUUUGAUAAUCUUUCGUUCGCAAUUUUACUAUGCUAAGAUUCACUCCCAGUAGGCGGCGGCGGCUUAGCGUGUGCAAAGCUGCUAAAAGCAGCUUGCGAGCGAACAACUCGGAAUGAGGGCCCUUGUGCAUAAUGUUUUUCCUGAGAUGAGUGAUGCAUUCACAUCUCAUAUUCUAAAAUGGGAUGAGCUUGCAUCAGUUGUGUUUCUGGUUAAAAAAUUGUAUUUUGUUUGUUUUGUUAUUUUUUCCGUUACUAUCCAUCUCCCAAGAUAAUAUCCACUCAUCACUUUACAGGAUUUAUGGUCGAUUUUGGUAUCACCCAAAAUUGCCUAAGAGUGUAGGAGGACAUUGACUGUGCUCAAAAGGUUAAUUGAUGGUAAAUUCUUAUGGACUUGUAAUGGAAUAUAUGGUCCAUAAACCUCCCUACUAGCAAUAUCUGAUAUAUACAACAAGGUUCCCAGAGAAACGUGAGGCCAUAAUUGAUCACUGUGAUGACAAAGGUCUAUUUUCUAAAGAGAAUAAAAGCCUGAUAACCACAGAAAUUGUUCUUUGGUUAGUGGAGCCAUCAUCCGGGCACCACAAGUGGGAGGAAUAAGGACUGUCUGGUAUGUGGAUGUUCCUGGAGCUAUGGUUGGAGUUCCUAUAUGUGUCUAUAUUGAGACAGUGGGGUCUAUUUACUAAGCCUUGGACAGAGAUAAAGUACUAGCCAAUCAGCUCCAAACUGCCAUGUUACAGGCUGUGUUUGAAAAAUGAGUUAGGAGCUGAUUGGUCGGUACUUUAUAUCUGUCCACUUUAUCACUGUUGGGAACUUGGACUUGCAGUUAGGAAGCAUGGACUUGCUUAGAAUUGUGGUUCUUGGACUUGAUGAGCGUGCAAACACUUGGACUUGAUAGAUGUUGAGAUACUUGGACUUAAAAGACGUUUGUGGGGAACUUCCAGUAAUAUUGGGGUGAGACUCUGUCUCUUAGAGCUCUCAAGAGGGUUUUCACAAUGAGCAACCCCCCCCCCCCCCCCCCUGCUGUUCCCUUAGUGCUUGUCACGCACACCGGUACUUGAUACCUCCAGCAGUAGGAGCUCACCCAAUAGACAGAAGACCCCAAGUUGCACUGAGUAGGAACUUGGAGUGGGGUACGCGGCUGCCCAAGAUAUGAGGCACGAGCUGGAAUAACCUCCGUCAGGGCAGGUGUAUAGUGUGGGUGGUAUGUAGUGUUCCCUCUAGAAAUUGUAGAGGGCAAGGCAUCAGACUACAGGGGCAUAUGCGUGAGCGCGCACCUGAAAUGGAGGCGUGGCCAUGCAACAUCACUAAAGUGGGUGGUGCGGCCCACAGACGUUGCUAUAGGGGGCGUGGGCGGCCAGCGGCGUCACUGUUGGGGGCGUGCCCAGCACCUACGGAGGUGCUGGGAUUCCCCCAAGCUCUCUCCGACGGCGUGAAUGGAUGCGACUGCAUCUUUACACCCUGGGAGGGCGGCUGUUUUAGCAGUGCCCCGCAGAAAGGGCAGGGCGGAUUUUGCCCGUAAAAAAUUGGGCAGGGCGCAGCGCCCUGCUAAAACAGCCUAGCGUGAACACUAGUAUGCAAGCUCCAAGCUGGGGAGCUAGAGUUGGCAGAUGGAAAACGCCACACUAGACCUUGGUAUGGCAGGCAGGACAAGAUACUGGACACUGACAGGCAGGGAUUCCGGCAGAGUAUCCAGAGGAUAUUGACCAAGAUUCGUAACAGGGUAAACUAUAACCAGCACAGAGGGGGUGGCCAGCAAGGAUUAUAUAGAGGGUAGCUUGAUCAAUCACCAGCUGAGGACCAGGAGAAACUAUGAUUUCCUAAAGGAUGUGCUGCUGCACGUUUAGACUACUCCACUGGGCCUGCUCCCCCAUUUCCAGCAACCAGGAACGCCGUCUGUGUCCAGCGUCCCAGUUUCUAGGAUCCCCGUCGUGCCAGGCGUCGGGGAGAGACUGUCCAGGGGGCCGGAAGGGAUGCAACAUCCUGGUCGCCUGGCAAUGACCGGGACCUGCGCCUGACGCUUCCCGCCUGGUGGGUCAUAACAAUCCCCAUCCAAAGCUUAGUAAAUAGACCCCUGCAUUCCCUACUCUAUUUUUUUUCCUGAGCAAAAAUGAUGAUGCUAUGGAGGUAUGUGGAAUAUGUCUUUGUGCUGUUUUUGUGGAUAUUGGGGGUUAUUCAGUAAGGAUUUCAAAUUCUGCUUUUUAGCAGAAUUUUCAAUCCUUUGAAUCGCAUGCUGGGGGCUGCCCAGCAUGCAGUCCACCCACUGCGAUCACGCUGAAAUUGCGAUCGUGCUACAAUUACAGCGUGAUCGCUGAAAUUGUGGAUGCCUCCUACCGGCGCAUCCUGGCUGUGACGGCAGGAGAGCCGUAGACAUUUUUUAGUUCAGAGCGGCUGCGUGUGAUGACACCACGCCCCCUCUGGUUAAGCUCCGCCCCCAGAGCGUUUUGCUGCUCCGCGAACCCAGUUGCCUGUCAAUCAGGCAGAUGCAUUCACAAUUACUGCGGGUCACCCGCAUUAUUUGCGGGCGCAUGCGCAGGACGCAAAAAAUACGCUGGUAUCACGAUGCGAGCUGAAUGACCCCAUUUGUCAUAAUAUCUUGUUAUUUUUCAACCUUUUCCAUCACUUCAUGUGUUUUUUUUGAUACAUCAAUGGGCUGUCAUCACACAGGGAUAGAUGUGAUAUGUUCUUGUUAUAGAAAUAUACGUAAACAUCAACAUGUGAUUUGAAUUGCGAUGGCGGUCGCACCGAUGAAUUAGCUGCAAGGUGACUGACAGGUAGACAGCGUGAGUGACAGGUAGAUAGCGUUUGGUAGUGGUCGAGUAAUGUCAUGGUCAUGUGAUGACCCGAUUUGUGAUGAUGGUACCGAUGUAUCAGCAGUUGUAUGCUGUCGGAAAGGAAAUGAUGCGGCAGCAGUGGGUAUCCCUGUGCUCAGGUUGGCUUCUGCCCAUAUUUGCAUAUAGUCGCAGGUGCGAACGUCAAAAGAUAGCGACAGCCAUCACAUCAACAGCCACAUCUGAAUUAGGCCCAAUGACUGAUGCCGACACCACCAUGAAUAUGGGUGAUAAGGUUACGCUGACAAUACUUAAUUGCUAUAUAUUAAAACCUUAUAAGUAUAUACACACACACAUACGCUUCAGUUAUUAUAAUACAUAUUAGAGUUGCUAUAUUGAGCUUGCCUGCGCAAAAAUAUUUUACAUGGAAUCAAUUUUUAUUCUAUUGCUUUGAAAGUUAUGGCAUACGGCUGUAAAUGUGAAUUAUAAUGUUUUAAAUUGCAAAUCUUGGAUGUCGAGAAAUUUGUGCCUUUUUUAAAUGUUUACCAAAAACAAACAAACCAUGUUUAAUUCAAUUUAAAUAUUGUUAAUUGUUUAGUUUCAUUUUUGUAAAUACAGUAUAUUAAACAUGGCGCGUUACUAGCCACUUCUUGUUAAAUUUAUCAUUUCAUUUGAAUUGACGCAGACAUAAGGGGUGGGAUGUAGUUAAGUCCGAGUUCGGUGGACAUUUUUUUUAAAGGAGCAAUCAUUUACAAGGCAAAACCAUGCCUUGUAAAUGAUUGCCACUUUAAAAAAACAUCCGAUAUUGGCCGGCGUCCCGCAUGUUCGCGGAACUCGGACUUCAUAAUACCCUGGCCAAAAUGUCUAAGCCAGCCACUAGAUGUAAAACCCGGCAGUAUAUGUAUUAUUUCAUCAGGUGCCUAUGAAGUCCAAACCAACGAGAAGCAAGAUUAGAUUAGUCUAAUGUCAGCAGGAAUAUUAAUAAGAUUGGAUCAUUUUUAAUUGACGUUAGAAUUAUGUGGCUUGCAGCGUACUAUACAUGCAUUGUAACGAUCACGUUUGAUCACUUUAUAAAUUGUUCCAUAUAUUAAAUUGUAUAUUAUGAAAUCUGA